CGCUGCCAUUCCUGCAUUAGACGCCCCAUGCUUGGCAUCAACUGAUCACCAUUCCAUCCUUCCCGUCUCACCACAUCCUCCAUUCUCUUUAUCUCUUGCUUCGUCACUCUCUGCCUCUCAGCCAGUUUCUCGCUGGGGGUAUACUGGAUCCAUCCUCUUCUCCAUAACAUAACCUUAUUCUUCCCGUGCGUGCUUGAAUUGUCACCUGCCCAAUCAAUUAAUCAUGGCUCACUCGUCCCGCUGGUGGUUGUAUGUCCAGGCCAUCUUCUGGCGGUUCCUUAUGCGCAUUGGCAUGUUCAUCCACGAUGUCCUUCCCCCACGUCCCUCUCGCCCAACCUUUCGCCGUUCCUUUCCCUCCUCUGAAUCCGACUCGCGUUCCGCGCGGAUCCAUCUUCAUUUCUACUGCCCAAAGGACUAUCAGGUCGCCAAAAAAGAAGGCCGCCGACUUCCGGUCGUCGUCAACUUCCACGGCGGCGGGUUCACCCUCGGCCACGCCACCGACGACAGCCGCUGGGCGCAAUGCAUCUUGUCGGAAGUCGGCGCCGUCGUUGUCAGCGUGGGCUAUCGCCGCGCCCCCGAACAUCCGUUUCCCGCGGCCGUGGACGACGGGGUGCGCGCACUGCAGUAUCUCGCCGCCCACGCUACGGAGCUGAGUCUAGAUGUCUCCCGAAUCGCCCUCAGCGGCUUCUCGGCUGGCGGCAAUUUAGCGGUGACCGUCCCGCUCCGUCUCCGGGGCCUGCUGAGCCAACAGAACUCCAACAACUCCACGCUGUCGCAUGUGAUCCACACCGACUCCUCCCAGCAUCUCGUCCAAUCCCCUUCCAAUGAGCUCAACAUCGUCGCCCUCUUCUGCUGGUACCCCAUCCUCGACUUCGAGGAGUCCCGCGACCACCGCCGCGCCAUGAGCCUCAUGCCCAGCAAGACCCUCCCGGCCUUCUUCACCGACCUCUUCGAUGAAUCCUACCUCCCCGACCACGCCGACCGCCGCUCGCCCUACGCCUCGCCCGUGCGCGCCUCGGACGAGACCCUCGGCGACGCGUUGCCGCACGACAUCUUCCUCUACAUCUGCGAAUGGGACAUGCUGCUUAAGGAGGGUCAGGAGUUCGUGCGCCGCUUGCAGAAGAUCCAGAAGCACGUGCGCGCCAUGAUGAUCGAGAAGGUUCAGCACGGGUGGGACAAGUCACCCAAUCCGUUCCGGGAUCAGGUCAGUGUGGAUAUCCUCUAUCAGGAGGCUUGUGCCGCUAUGAAGCGUAUUUUUGAAUCGUAAAGAACGGACGAAGAGUAGAGCAACCCAAAAGAAGAUGGGCUGUAUCCGUAUACUUGCACGCAUCCACAUACACAACAACCGAGUGCAAGACCUAUUAUUGUUUUCUUUCUAGCGAUGAGCGGGAUUAUCUAUUCUUAAAGCGGGUUAUUUGGGUGGGGGAACAUCUGAGUCUUGCGAUGGUUGGCACCGGCGUCACAACUGGAUGGAUAUCUUUAUGUGUACAUAUGUAUGCGCGCUGCUUUGCGCAGUUUGAUGUUGCUCGGUGGUGUGCAGGCAUCAUCUACAGUCUUGCAUACAAGUGAUUUCUUUACGGGAGGAAUUAGAACGGGCGGAAAAUAGUCCCGUAUCUUGUAUUUAUAAACUCUAAUUUGCCCGCAG
Aspergillus uvarum CBS 121591 is the source of this 1645-nucleotide messenger RNA. Its product is annotated as alpha/beta hydrolase. Gene Ontology annotation, molecular function: hydrolase activity. Bases 224 to 1267 code for a protein of 347 amino acids. The transcript has a single exon. Lineage: Eukaryota; Fungi; Ascomycota; Eurotiomycetes; Eurotiales; Aspergillaceae. The record is from RefSeq and is a predicted model, not a curated record.